UCCGCUUCCACUGACGGAAGUGCAAGCAAAAUGUCUGCUCUGCGCGGUUCACAGUAGCAAAUGAGACCGGGCAGACAAAAAUCUUGCGACUGGCUGGAAUUGACUGAAAGAUCACUAGUUCUCAAAGUGAUACCUUUGAGUAAGAACACAGAUUGAACAUUGGCUUCGCGUGCAAUGUCCGAAACUGUCCCGAAUCGGCCUUCAGAUUGUCUUCUUCAUUCUGAUCAGCUGUUCCAAGUGUUAGGGGGAGACGCCAUGCAGAUUCUUCGAUGUGGAAUUUGCAUGGAAUUUUUUGACGUGCCAAUAGUGUUACCUUGUGGACAUACUUUCUGCCUUCAAUGCCUGACAGAAAUGUGCAAACAUGCCAGCCGUAACUGUGUUCUGAGUCCUCUCAAAGACCUCAGGAUUGGUUGCCCCAACUGUCGAGUCCUCAUCUACGCCUCGCCGAUAUUGGAACGAAAUGUCACGUGUAAUUUCAUCAUCCAAUCAUUUCUCGAAUGCCUCAGAUCGAGGGAAGGUGGGAAGAGACUUAACGCAGGCGUCAACACGGACGAGGUGAGGGUGGGGCCCAAGAUACGAACCGUCAGCGACAUUGAGGUGGAGAAAGUCAUUAAAGAGGUGGACCGACUAACGGACUCGCUGGGCAAAAGAAAUGUUCUCGACAACGCAUAUUUUGAAGUCGAUGAGAUCAGAAGGCAGCAUUUGGCUGAAGAGGCCAAAAGACUAGAGGAAGAAGAGCAUCAACAGAGGCAGAAACAUUGGAACUCGAGAAGUAUUCCACCAGCGAUGCCAACGCAGCUACGUGUUCAGCAACAUCCGCAGCAGCAGCUGCCACCAUUUGUUCAACCGCAACAACAUCCUCGCCCGAGGCCCUUCUGCUGGGACGCCAUAAACAGCCAAACUUUGACCUUGACUCCACACUCACCUUUCUAUUUCCCGAGCAGCUUCCAACAACCAGCGCCGCCGUAUCCUACCCAACCACAACUGCAGCCACAGCAGCAACAACCGCAACCGUUCCCCCAACAACAGAAUCAGAACCAGCAACAAUUCCAACUACCAAACAUUUCCCGAAUUUCCAAAAUGGCGACUGUUCUUCCGUUACAGCGAUGCCCGGAUUUCAGCCACUUUUCGAGCUCCGUUGGCCAAUUAGAUAUCCACGGAAGCCAUCCAUCUCGCCUGGAUAACGAUCCGGCCGUUAUGUCUUACUCUUAUAAGGCGGCCGUAAACUCGAGUGGCAACAAGUAGACACCACGGAAUCCCAAAACAAACAUCAUAUGAAUUGAGAAUAUGAAGAACAAAAACAAAAGCUUCUACUGGAGUUUUGUCUGAAACAAUCUCAAUCAUUAGUGAGUGACCACAACAUAGUAUUUAAUGUUUAGCAUGUGAUAGGAAAGAGUCAUUUGUUUGAAAUCUUGCACAGUAUAUAAGGUAACAUCACUCCGCAAUAUUCAUUCUAUCAGAAAUAUGAUAUAUCUUGCAAUAAAAGUAAAUAAAUAAACAAGAUACUAAAAAAGUGAUCCCGAGAAAAGCUGAACGAAACAAAAACUAUAAUGUCUUAGCUCUUCCUUUAAACUCGGAACCAACAACUAAAUGAAGGCUUCUAGGAAUUGUGGGAUGAGGCUCGCCAUCUUUAAUACUGACUUAGUGUGUUGGGAUUCAUUUUUUUUUAACUUUUUUUUGGUUUUCUUAACUCAACGACUGGAUUGAUUUGACUAACAUUAAGUAGAUUUGUUUUUAAUGUUAAAUCUCUAUUUUGGAACUAUUUUACUAGAUGUAUGUAUUUGAUUAUCUUCUGUAAAUGUACAAUAUAUAUAUAUACAUAGUACACACUCCACAAGUUUAACACCGCAGAAUAUGCAGGCGGUGUGGACAAUAAAGUUUACAAUGUGCAAAACUAAAUAA
Biomphalaria glabrata is the source of this 1902-nucleotide messenger RNA. RefSeq lists its product as uncharacterized. The transcript has 5 exons. The record is from RefSeq and is a predicted model, not a curated record. Bases 175 to 1245 code for a protein of 356 amino acids. Lineage: Eukaryota; Metazoa; Mollusca; Gastropoda; Planorbidae.